UGUGCAUGUGCCUGCACGUGUAUACUCGUACACUCCCACAGAACGACUUACAAACAUUCACAGAUACGGAACGAGUUAUUAAUUGUCGACAUUGUCAUCAUAAAAAACGAGAUCACGACGCGUUUCGUUCAUGAUUGGUUCCAAACGAAAGAAAAAUACGAACAUCUUCUUUAUUUCUGUACGCUCAAAGUAAACCUUCUGUUCACUCCGUUGUACUCGUUCGAUUUUGGUAAUUCAAUUACGCGAGGCGCAUUUGAGGAAUUUCGACCGCAGCGUCGUCCGUUGAGAAACAGUAGAACUUAGGUUUCACGUACAGUGUUCGAGGAAUUUCUCUCUCACUCUUCCUCAAUGACCUAACGACUGGAGGGGGUGCACCAUUACGAAUGGAGGAUAUAAUAAAUCGUCUCGUCCUCGUUGUGGGUUUUGAAUACUGUUGCUUCAAAGUGCAACAGUUUAAGUUAAGAGAAAUCGAUCGUUGCCUCGUGUGUACAUUACCUAAGAAAAUUCUUUUACACUCGUUGACGUUCAAACAUGACGAACACUUCGAAAAAAAGAAGAACUCCGUCGAAAUUCACGAGCAUGGGCAAUCACGAGGAAUUCUUAAAUCGCAUAUCGAAGUCGCUUUAUUAUUCAAAAUUGCCGGUGACCGAUUGCCUCAGUUUACCUGUUACUGAAUUGGCAGCGGAACUGUUUACGGAAGUAAAGAGUGGCCACACUCUCGAACGAUUAGACGUAGAGGAAGCUAGCAGGAUUUCUAGAAAUGCCUGCGUUUCGCCGUGCUCUCUGGUCCUGGCAUUGCUGUACUUGGAAAGAUUGAAAGAUUGUAAUCCGGAAUAUCUACAACAAGUUGCACCCUCCGAACUCUUCCUCGUUUCCUUGAUGGUGGCUAGUAAAUUUUUAAACGACGAAGGAGAGGUGGACGAAGUUUUAAAUACAGAAUGGGCACAGUCGGGUGACCUGACUAUAUCAGAAAUAAAUCAGUUAGAAAAGGACUUUCUAAAGGCUAUCGAUUGGACCGUGUUCGUUCAUAAUCAUGAUUUUUGGGAAAGACUACAGAAGUUAGAGAAAGAUAUAGCGUAUAAGGAGGCACGGAAAAGAGGUUGGUUCUCUUACACGGAACUGAGUUGUUUGAUGAACUCGAUGCAGUUGUUAGAAGUGGCACACGCCGUGGUGAACGUAUCGUCGAUUUGUUUGGCAACCUAUACUGCAGGGGUAGUGACUCUGUUAGGCUCUGCACUGGUUGCAAGCUAUUUUCCAGGAACGAUACUCGGUCCGAGGCAAACGACUAACUCGACGGAUGUCAUUAAAACCGACUUGAAUCCAGUGGAUGUGACGGCGUCGCUCGUCGAAGUACUGCACGAACAGAUUCUGAUGACCGAUCUCGUAUCUCUCUCCUUGAAUUGCAACAAGUCCGAACAGGGUUGUGAGAAUAUCGGAAUGAACGAUGUUAGUGAUGCUAACUGGGAAUGGUGGUUAAAUUCCAUGAUGACCUGGCUACCGGAACAUUCGGAUUCAGCGUCGAUCGAAGAGAAGACGUUGGACACGAGAAACGUUAACACCGAACGCGUGGACACACCAACGAUCAAAUAUUUACUCGACGGCACCACCGCGUCAGAUGAAUCUUUUAUGAGUACGGAUUGGAAACGAAUAUUAAGUGUAGAUUUAAAGAUUCUUCUGCACGACUGGAGAUAUUACGCGAACUACGUUACGAAAAUAACACUGGAUCAUCAACACUGAGACACGCGCAUUGGUCAAAAAAGUUGUAAAAAAAAAGAACAGAAAAGUAUAUAUUUUUUCUACUAAUUUGUGAACUCGACGAGAACUACUGACAGAAUAAUUUUUUCAAUAAAGAAUGUGAGAGAUCUACA
Ceratina calcarata is the source of this 1868-nucleotide messenger RNA. RefSeq names its product protein CNPPD1. Gene Ontology annotation, biological process: regulation of cyclin-dependent protein serine/threonine kinase activity. The transcript is spliced from 5 exons. Gene Ontology annotation, cellular component: cyclin-dependent protein kinase holoenzyme complex; nucleus. Lineage: Eukaryota; Metazoa; Arthropoda; Insecta; Hymenoptera; Apidae. The record is from RefSeq and is a predicted model, not a curated record. Bases 532 to 1737 code for a protein of 401 amino acids. Gene Ontology annotation, molecular function: protein kinase binding; cyclin-dependent protein serine/threonine kinase regulator activity.